Molecule: messenger RNA, 543 nt
Organism: Brassica oleracea var. oleracea
Lineage: Eukaryota; Viridiplantae; Streptophyta; Magnoliopsida; Brassicales; Brassicaceae
Exons: 1
Coding region: 150-476 (108 amino acids)
Source: RefSeq, a predicted model, not a curated record
UGUUGAGAGCCGGCCACAGAAUGCAACAAAGUAUAAUACUAUAAAGCAAUUAGCUUUGGUGCUUUCAGUAGACACAAACCAUUCACCAUCAACCCCAAAAACAAUUGUGUUGCUUGCUUCUUAUAUUGAAGCUUUUUUUUAUUUCUUUUAUGGAGAUAGAAUCUGUGAGAUGCGAGUGUUGCGGAUUGAUGGAAGACUGCACACAAGCGUACAUUAGUGAAGUCAAAUCUAACUUUGACAACAAAUGGCUCUGUGGUCUCUGCUCAGAGGCCGUGAGAGAGGAAGUGAGUCGCCGGAAGAUGACUACCAUUGAUGAAGCUGUUAGGGCUCACAUGUCCUUUUGUGGGAAGUUUAAAGAUAAUCCGGCGGUUCUUGUCGCCGACGGUAUGAGGCAGAUGCUAAGGAGGAGAUCCGGCGACUUGACUUCCUCUGCUUCCAAGAAAGUUGGCAGAUCUAACUCCACCAAGCUGUACUAGUUAAUUAUCUUUUUUUGUUUGUUUUGUUAAUUGAUUAAUGUAUAAUAAAUAUUUGAUGCUUUUUGUU